AUGACCCUCAAGCCAUUCCUCACUGAGUACCAAACGGAUCAGCCCAUGGUGUUCUUUCUUGCAAGAGACUUGGAAACUGUGGUCAGGAAGCGACUGACGAAGUGUCUGAAGUGCUCGGUCUUGUCUUCAGCAAAAGGAGCCACUGGUCUGCUGAUGGUGGACAUAGAAAGCACGGAGAACCACACUCCACUUGAAAAGGUGGAUGUAGGCCAUGCUGCUGAACAGACUGUCCGGAAAACUAAAGCAAGCCAAAAGGACGUGAACCAGUUCCGCAUGGAAUGCAAACGCUUCUUGGUCAGUGUGACAAAGAAGGUGCUUGAGAGAAGUCCACUGAGAUUCCCAAUCGUGAGGAAUUUGUCCUCUCUGGACCCACGACAAAUGUGUACUAAACCAGAUGAGUGCCUGGCCAGCUUCAGAAGAAUGUUGGAUGCCCUCAUUACAGCGGGCAGAAUGUCUGAGCACCAAAGAGGCACUGUACUAGAGGAGUACACCGAGUUCCUGCAGGAAGAGAUGCAUAACCUGCGAAUGUUUGAGAAGAACGUAAACAGGUUGGACGAGUUCUUGACUGAGCUGAUGCAGUUUAAUUCAUCAUGUGGGGAACUGUGGAAGGUUGUCAAACUUUUGCUCGUGCUGAGCCACGGACAGGCCACUGUGGAGCGAGGGUUUAGCGUGAACCGCCAGGUUGCUGUAGAAAACCUGAAGGACCUGUCGUACAUUUCGCAACGUAUUGUGUGCGAUGCUGUGGACAAGGCAGGGGGCGUCCUUAAUGUCCCUAUUACAAAAGAGCUGAGGACUGCUGUAUCAGCUGCCCGGCAGCAGUAUGCUGCAUAUCUGGAAGCAGAAAAAAAGAAGCAAUGUGAUGAUGUAAGGGAAUCAAAGAGGCGCUGCAUUGACAAAGAGAUUGACGCAAUGAAAAAAAAGAAAAAGAAACUUGAGGCAACAAUAGCUGACCUCCAGGCUUCAGCGGAUACCUAUGCCGAAAAGGCAGAAGCAGCAAAUGAUCUGAAGUAUGUGGUCAGAUCAAAUAGUCUGAGGAAGGCUGCACGAAGCAAGACUGAGGAACUGUGUAGCCUCAACCAGAAGAUUCAGGAAAAGCGGCAGGAGCUCCCCUGA
Dermacentor albipictus is the source of this 1113-nucleotide messenger RNA. The record is from RefSeq and is a predicted model, not a curated record. NCBI's taxonomy places the organism in Eukaryota, Metazoa, Arthropoda, Arachnida, Ixodida, Ixodidae.